This is a messenger RNA of Phaeodactylum tricornutum CCAP 1055/1, 2029 nucleotides long. RefSeq lists its product with no specific name. Lineage: Eukaryota; Bacillariophyta; Bacillariophyceae; Surirellales; Neidiaceae. The record is from RefSeq and is a predicted model, not a curated record. The transcript has a single exon. The coding region runs from base 100 to 1890 and encodes 596 amino acids.
AAGAAGAGCUCCGUGGAGCUACUUCCGCAAGCAUCGACUCUUGAAGCAAAGGAUCCUCAAGAUACAGGGAGAUACGACGUUUUGGAGUGGACGAUCGUCAUGCCUACUACGUUAGAAUGUGUACUUAUGCGCAAGUGCAAAGUCAAAAAAGGUGAAGCAAGAAAGCUUGUUGCGUUGGGACAAAAAAGCGGUGGCAAGAGUGAUUCCGUUGAGUGGAGCGUCGAUCUUGAGAAGGAAUGUAUACGGAUUCAUAAAGAACGACAGCACCAGAAGAAGGAAUAUAACAGAUUCGAAGGGCUUUCGCCGUUUCUAGCUUGGAAAGUUCAACAGCAUGAAAAAGAGUUCAAUACCACCGUGGAAAUCAAGCCCCUUCACAUUCGAAGCUGCGCCUCCUCGAUGUCCAGACCACGACUACGGACAUCGCCUGAGAGAAGAUCACCUCGAAGAAUAGCCACCGGGCAAACCAAAAAGAUUCAAAGAGGGGAAUUGGCUAUGGUAGUGAGCCCUCCUCCUCUCCAUGCAUCGGAAACGAAUCACUUGCCAUCGCGACCAAGAAAUUCCGAAAGCUCCAUUGCCAGUGAAAGCUCGACUUCGGAGCUUUCGUCGUUAUCGGUGAAUUCUGCCACACCCGUUGAACGACAACACCAGUGGCGCGUACGAAGUGUCUCGCCACCCUUCAGUCACAAAUCUCGUCCGACUUGUCUCCAUUGUCUCGAGUCGCCCGAAAACGUAACGAAUAGCCCAGGUGCCGAAGAGGAUACUGUCUCGUAUCUUUUACCUCCUUCUGGAAUUCAUGGCCAGCUUCAAUCUCCGACAAAACGUCUGGCGAAACUUGCUGCCGAUAUGAGCAUCGUUAGUCCAUUGGUUCGAUCGAAGAAAAUGAGCUUUGCAGCGAGCGAAUUCACAACUCUUGAAAUGACACUGAGAUCACCUGUUCAUCGUCGACGACGGCGUCGUGGAUCACGUCGGCCUACCAGAAGAGGUACAUUACUUUCAAUACAGGACUCCGACUCAACUAAUUCGAGAGGAGAAAGCUCGAUAAGUUCCCAAGGAUCGGACUCCAUUCAUUCCUAUCGAUCCUUCAAUCUAACUGAUUCGGGAGACGAAGGUAUUGAGUCCAGGGCCCAAAAUUGCGCAACAGCCCUGCUCGGUAGAUUCAUGAUGAAGCUUAUUGGCUCUAAAGAGGUUAUGCUCAUUGCUGACAAUGCCCUAGGAUCUGGUCCUCCUGAGGACGAAACCGAAAACGAUCCACCGAAAUUACUGGGAAUCAGUGAUAGUGAGUACGAAAGUGAUGCGAUGUACGAAAGUGAUACUCUGUCUCUCGAAGACUAUGACUUUUUCGGAGAUGACGGUAGUCUCGACAGUAGUGGAGCUACAGCAGAAUGUAAUAGUGUUGACCGAAACAGUGCCCUCCUACCGAUGCCAACACUUGAAGCACCCGAGGAUCACGAAUACGUAAUAGACAAGCCCCCACCCUCUCACCGACAGACAGAGCUGAACGAUGACAGCGAAGACGCUAGUGUAUCUAGACAUAGCCGGAAUCAUACGAGACUAGAUAGACCCGGGCCGUAUCUGAUGAGAGCCCAUCAAAUGCCUCUUCAACGGACGACUUCUCUUGAUGGUUUUGGCGAUCUGCACUUAUCCAGGCAGGGGCGAUUGCAAAAUAGACGAGGAAAAAACUUUGCUGUGAACCAGCCCCAACGCGCAUCGUCUUUUGAUGGACACGGUGAGCUAGGUCUUUCUACCUCCAGUGAUAAGCGGAAACGACGAAAGAGUGUGGCCGACAAGGCAAAACAAAAAGCGCCUUCCCACGAAUACGAAGAUCUCAACCUUUCGUCGCAUAGUCAAACAGAGCACAUCAAGAAAGGACGAAAGAGGGAUGCUGUCUAAAGCUCGCCUUGUUCUCUUCCAAAGAACAAACCACAUUUGUUAAUUUGUUACUCGCAGUCAGAAAUAGACCAAUCGGAGUGAGCUUUCACAUGUCAAGUAUUCUUACAAAUACAGUUUUACAUAUACAGUUUUACAAAUA